CCAGCGCGAAGCGGAAGCAGGAGGAGAAGCACCUGAAGAUGCUGCGGGACAUGACCGGCCUCCCGCACAACCGCAAGUGCUUCGACUGCGACCAGAGGGGCCCCACCUACGUGAACAUGACGGUCGGCUCCUUCGUCUGUACCUCCUGCUCCGGCAGCCUGCGAGGGUUAAAUCCACCGCACAGGGUGAAGUCUAUCUCCAUGACAACAUUCACACAACAGGAAAUUGAAUUCCUGCAAAAACAUGGAAAUGAAGUCUGUAAACAGAUUUGGCUAGGAUUAUUUGAUGAUAGAUCUUCAGCAAUUCCAGACUUCAGGGAUCCACAAAAAGUGAAAGAGUUCCUACAAGAAAAAUAUGAAAAGAAAAGAUGGUAUGUUCCACCAGAACAAGCCAAAGUGGUGGCGUCAGUUCAUGCAUCUAUUUCAGGGUCCUCGGCCAGUAGCACAAGCAGCACACCUGAGGUCAAACCACUGAAAUCUCUUUUAGGAGAUUCAGCACCAGCACUGCACUUAAAUAAGGGCACACCUAGUCAGUCCCCUGUUGUAGGUCGCUCUCAAGGGCAGCAGCAGGAAAAGAAGCAGUUUGACCUUUUAAGUGAUCUUGGCUCAGAUAUAUUUGCUGCUCCAGCUCCUCAGUCAACAGCUACAGCCAAUUUUGCUAACUUUGCACAUUUCAACAGUCAUGCAGCUCAGAAUUCUGCAAAUGCAGAUUUUGCAAACUUUGAUGCAUUUGGACAGUCUAGUGGUUCGAGUAAUUUUGGAGGUUUCCCCACAGCAAGUCACUCUCCUUUUCAGCCCCAAACUACAGCAUUUAGAAUGCUUUCAUCUAGCUGCAGUUUUGGGGAAUUUACUUCAGCUUUUCCUCUCCAGGCUACCAACAGUGGAAGUGCUGGAUCAGUAAAUGCUAAUUUUGCUCAUUUUGAUAACUUCCCCAAAUCCUCCAGUGCUGAUUUUGGAACCUUCAAUGCUUCCCAGAGUCAUCAAACAGCAUCAGCUGUUAGUAAAGUUUCGACGAAUAAAGCUGGUCUACAGACUGCAGACAAAUACGCAGCACUUGCCAAUUUAGACAAUAUCUUCAGUGCUGGGCAAGGUGGUGAUCAGGGCAGUGGCUUUGGGACCACAGGUAAAGCUCCUGUUGGUUCUGUGGUUUCAGUUCCCAGUCAGUCAAGUGCAUCUUCAGACAAGUAUGCAGCCCUGGCUGAAUUAGACAGCGUUUUCAGCUCUGCAGCCACCUCCAGUAAUGCAUAUACUUCCACAAGUAAUGCUAGCAGCAAUGUUUUUGGAACAGUGCCAGUGGGUGCUUCUGCACAGACACAGCCUGCUUCUUCAAGUGUGCCUGCUCCAUUCGGAGCUACACCUUCCACAAAUCCAUUUGUUGCUGCUGCUGGUCCUUCUGUGGCAUCUUCUACAAAUCCAUUUCAGACCAAUGCCAGAGGAGCAACAGGCCUUUCUGGAGCAAUGCAUUCUCAAGUGUUUCCUCACGCUCAUUUUGCGGCUACCUUUGGCACCGCGUCCAUGAGCAUGCCUGCGGGGUUCGGUACUCCUGCUCCCUAUAGUCUUCCCACCAGCUUUAGUGGCAGCUUCCAGCAGCCUGCCUUCCCAGCCCAAGCAACUUUCCCUCAGCAGACAGCUUUUCCUCAACAGCCCAAUGGUGCAGGUUUUGCAGCAUUUGGACAAACAAAGCCGGUGGUAACUCCUUUUGGUCAAGUUGCAGCUGCAGGAGUAUCUAGUAAUCCUUUUAUGACUGGUGCACCAACAGGACAAUUUCCAACAGGAAGCUCAUCAACCAAUCCUUUCUUAUAGCCUUAUAUAGACACUUUACUGGAACGAACUUUUACGUGGUCACAUUACAUCUCUCCGCCUCUUGCACUGUUGUCUUGUUUCACUGAUCUUAGCUUUAAACACAAGAGACGUCUUUAAAAAGCCUGCAUUGUGUAUUAAACACCAGGUAAUAUGUGCAAAACAGAGGGCUCCAGUAACAACUUUUAACCUGUGAAUUGGCAGAAAAAGGUAGCGGUAUCAUGUAUAUUAAAAAUUGGCUAAUAUUAAGUUAUUGCAGAUACCACAUUCAUUAUGCUGCAGUACUGUACAUAUUUUUCUUAGAAAUUAGCUAUUUGUGCAUAUCAGUAUUUGUAACUUUAACACAUUGUUAUGUGAGAAACGUUACUGGGGAAAUAGAUCAGCCACUUUUAAGGUGCUGUCGUAUAUCUUGGAAUGAAUGAUCUAAAAUCAUUUUAACCAUAUUGCUACUGGAAAGUUACAAAGUCAAAAUUGGAAGGUUUUAUUCAUUCUUGAAUUUUUCCUUUCUAAAGAGCUCUUCUAUUUAUACAUGCCUAAAUUCUUUAAAAAUGUAGAGGGAUACCUGUCUGCAUAAUAAAGCUGAUCAUGUUUUGCUACAGUUUGCAGGUGAAAAAAUAAAUAUUAGAAAAUAUGCUAUUGUUUUUGUGUUCUUGCUGCAAUGCCUUUACCAAAGUGGCCUUAAAUAUGAGUAGUGAAUUGAGAACAUCUUGAAUUCUUAAAUUAGAAUUUCAGAAGACGUUUAGUGACUUUUAUGUCUAAAAGAAGAAAUUUUAUAAAAGGCCAUGUAGAAAAUUUAUUAAAACUACUAUGACUGCUGUAUUCAGGAAUAUGUCAGUGGUAAAGCAUUUAAAUGUAGCUUGUCAGAUUCACCGUAAUCCUUCUAAUUUCUUUGCAACUUCUUAAUUUUGUGAAAAUUUGUAUAUAUGAAGAAUUUGCAUGUGUGUGUAUUUACAAAUUUUUUUAAGUAUCUUGAAUUCUCAGACUGCAAAAGCCCUAUUUUAACUAUUGAUUUUUUUUAAAAAAAACUAUUGUCUUUGAAUGUAUUGGAAGCAGACAUGCAUUAACUGUGACGUGAUUGCACCUCAGUUUUUUGUUUUUUGUUUUUCAUUUGUUUGGACAAGCUGAUAUUAUUAAUAGGACAUUUGUUUAUGUUCAUUUCUGGGGGAAAGAAACUGGAACCCAGUGUUACUCUAAAGUUAUAGAAUACUUUGUUUAAAAAGACAAUACUAAUGUUUAGUUAUAUCUUUUUGUUAAUAUUCAAAUGGACUUGUUUAAAUAUUUAUGUACAGUAAUGCCUCAUUCAUCCAGAGAUAAGCUUUCAGUCUCAUCAAAACAGAACAAACUGAGAAAAUUGGAAUAGUUUUUUUUAACAAAUGCCUUUGAGCAAUGCACAUAGAUCACAAAGUCUGUAAGUUAGAGCUCAUGCAUUUGUUUUUAUGUGAAAUUUUAAUUAUUUGAUUUUCCAGCCCAUAGCAUCUUAGCUGUUCAGAAUGAGGGCUUGAAAGGAACGAGAUAGAACAAAUUACGAAGAGCAUACACUGUCGAAGACCAUUAUCGUAGGGGCAGCCAGGCCAGCCUAGAGGACAUCACUCUGUUAUCAUCUUCUGAUAAUUGUCUAUUACUGUGACUCUGUGUCAUCAAGAAAAGGUGAAAUUACAUAUACAUAUAUGUAAUACAAGUUUGAAAAGUUUUAUCUUAUAAUGAUUAAAAUUUUUUAAAAAGCUUUGGUAUUAAAAGAGGUGAACAUUAGUUUCCUCAAACAUUUUAUUCACGUUGAAUACCUUUUUCAGUGAUGACUACAUGAAUUACCAUACUAUAUUAAAAUCUGUUGUGAUAAUUUAGACUUGUUAAAAUAUUGCUAUCCAUUGCAUAUCUAGCUGAACCGUUUUGAUCAAGAAGACUAGGAAAUCUCUGCCCCUUUUCUGAGUAGUAUGCCUCUUCUCUUAGAAUUAAAUGAAUGCUGCAAAGGUCUAGGUGUGUGUUGGUGUCUACUUGAAAUGUUUCUACAUUUUUGGGUCUCCCUCCAGCCCCAUUUUCACGGAGGGAAUACUUAAGAAAUGUCUUUGAAUUUCUCUGUUUUAGAUUGUAUUGGGUCCCAAUCAAUUCAUAUGUACAAAGUUAUAUAAUUGUAGGCCAUUACCCAAAUAAGCUACCAGGCUUUCCGUCUAAGAAAUAAGUAAAUUAAACAGUUGUUAUUAAAAUAAUUUUAAAGACUAUUUUUUUCUGGGUAAAUCUUGAAGUUUGUAAUUAAAUGGGAACUCCUGUCGACUUACUUUAAAUGAGUGCUUAUAAAAUCAAAAUGCUUAGCUGAAGAAGCAGUCCAGCUAUAAUGUAGAUUUAAAUCAGUUUCUGUUAGACUUUGAUAUUCAGAUAUGCUUCUAGUUCUACGUAGACCAUCAGAAUUAUGUUGAGCCCUGAAGAGGAGAAAGUCCUGGAAGGUGAGAGCUUGAAGACCCUCAUGUGCCCUGGCUGAUUGGUUGAAUCAGAUCUCUCCUCUUCUGUCUUUGCUCAGGAAAGAAAAGUUUCUUUUCUCUUAGGGUGGCAAGCUUUGCUGAUACAGUGAAAAGGCAUGUUUUAUUCUCAUUUUUGUGAAAAUAGAGAUUAGGUAAUCACUUUCUUAAAAUAAUUCCGUCUGUGAAAAUGAAGAAGCGUAUCAGUGCUUUUACCUGAAUUGCGCCUGCUCCCUACACUCGCCUCCGUGCUGUGGUGGCUGUGGGUGGGUAAAAGGGCAGAGGGACUGGCUGCUUCCUACCACAGGGCCAACAGUUCUGCGACAUUUUGGUCUCAGGACCAUACCUCUUAAAUUAUUGAAGAUCCCGAAAGGGCAUUUUUUAUAUAGCGUCUAUCUAUCAGAAUUUUACUGUGUUAGAAAUUGAUACUGAGACAUUUAAAAAGCAUGUUUGUUUAAAUAUAACAUUAAUAAACCCUUUACAUGUUAACAUAAAUACCAUUUUUGAUAAGAAAAAACUGUUUUCCAAAAACAGUUAAUGAAAAGAACGUUGUCUUACAGUUUGCACAAAUCUUCUGGCUCAAUAGAAGCAGUAGGAUUCUCAUACUAUUUUUGCAUUUUGGUUCUUUUUAUAUCGCAUGGCAUGUGUACACUAGAGAACUCUGCUGUGCAUUUGUGAAAUCAUGAGUAAAACCAACAUAUAACUUCUUAGUAUUAUUAUGAAGAUAGUUUUGGCCUUGGGUUUUGGAGACCCUCCAGGGUCCUCUGAGAACCCGUUGAGAAACCCCGCACCGUCCUUUAAAUUUGUAUGUUUCUGGAACAGCAGUGUUUAGUUGUAGGAUAAGCAUACUACUUUAUGCACUUAUAAGUGUUUUGUUUGCUUGGUGUGAAAAAUUGAAAUUCCACUUGAAAUUUCAAACAUUUUAAACAUUGUUUUUGGACUUUUCUUCCUUGUAUUUUUAUUUGAAAGUAAUUUAAUAAUGAUAAGAUUGGUAUCUCCUCUAGAAGGAUAUUGCAAGUUCAGAUUCAUGGUUAUUGGUGUUUAUUUUGGUAUCAUUUACUAUUCUGACCACUUUGAAAUUGUGGAGUUGUUUUGGGGAAGUAUCAAAUAGCUAUUUUAAAAUUUUAAUAGAACACCUUGCUGAAGAAAAGUUCAAACUGAAGACUAGUUUCUUAUCUCUCUUAUGUUUAUAAUUAAUAAAGAAUUUUAGCUUUAUAUAUGCACACACACAUAUAUAUUUUUUAAUGAAAAGUGGCUUCCUCUGACAAAAAUCACUACCCUCCAGGCUAUCAGCUAGUACAAUUAAAGGAAUGUGUUUGCUUCUUAAGAAAAGGUUUGGUAUGGUUUUUUCCCCCAGUGGUUUUUUACACUUUGUCCAUUUUUAAAGAGAGUACUUGCUAUUGCUUCUCAUUUAAACAAAAUAUUUUAAAAUUCUUUUGAAGACAUAGUGACAUUUUAAAAGGUAGUUUACCAUCAGUAGCCUCCACAUGCUCUGGCUUUGGUGCUGCUGCUGUUGGUGUUCUGUCAAAUACGCUUUCAUGAGGUGAUGUUCCAUUUCCAUCCUGAGGUGGGCCCUGUGCCUUGCUUCUUGAGCCGUCUUAAUCCAUAUGUUUGUACUCCUACACUGAGCUCCUGUUCAGAAAGACUCACCUCAUCUUUGGCCUGCACUUCAAGUCUCAGACUUAUAUCAGAAAAUGACUCUAGGGGACCAUUAUGAAGAUGUGUUCUUGUAAAUAGUAAUGACUUCAAAGUAAUAUGGUGGUGGGAUUUUGGGGUGUGGUUUAUUAAGCCCUUUCAGUGUAUCAAAAACUUGCUAAAUGCUUCUCAGAGUAUCUCAUACAAUCCUUAAUGUGGAUUUGUGCUUGAAGGAUGAAAGAAAUAAGGCAUAGAGAGGUUAAGCUAAUGACAGAGCUGCUCUGGGGAGCAAAUAUUUUAUUGUUGGAUUAAAACGCUGUCACAUUUAUGUGUAAGUGGAUUUUUUUUUAAUCUUUCGAAAUUCCAGGAGAGUUACUUUGUAUAUCCUAUAUGCCUAAUAAAACAUAAUCAUUUAA
Messenger RNA from Equus quagga, 6300 nucleotides. RefSeq names its product ArfGAP with FG repeats 1 (gene AGFG1). Lineage: Eukaryota; Metazoa; Chordata; Mammalia; Perissodactyla; Equidae. Gene Ontology annotation, cellular component: cytoplasmic vesicle. Gene Ontology annotation, molecular function: GTPase activator activity. The record is from RefSeq and is a predicted model, not a curated record. Bases 39 to 1802 code for a protein of 587 amino acids. The transcript has 15 exons.